UUUGCGCCCCCCCCUCUUGGACACCCCCCUCUUGGCCGCCCCCGAUCAGCUGGGACGACGUGCCCACUGGCUGCAGUCCAUCACCAAGGUGAAGGUCCUCCUCAAGGGCGUGCAGUGCGGCGAGGACGCCGUGCGAGCGUGCGGCGCCGGCCUCGCCGGGUGCGUGUUCUCCAACCACGGCGGCAGUCAGCUGGACACCUACCGCUCCAGCAUCGAGGUGCUGCCCGAGGUCAUGGAGACCCUGCAGGCGGCGGGCUACAAGAGGAACGACUUCACCGUCUUCAUCAACGGCGGCAUCCGGCGGGGGGGGGACAUCUUUCAGGCCGUGGCCCUCGGCGCGGCCGCCUGCGGCGUCGGCCGCCCCGUCCUGUGCUCGCUCGCCUCCUACGGCGAGAAGGGCAUCGUGCGGGCGCACAUGCUGCAGGACGAGCUGCAGAUGGUGAUGCGCCUCAGCGGCACCGCGAGCAUCGCAAGCAUCACGCCCGGCCACGUCAUCACCAGGAACCCGGCCGACCACAUCGUGCCGCUGCCGCAGGACCACCUGGUGCAGGGCACGUGCGCCGCUGAUGCCGUGGAUCGAGGCUGUGAGAGCGCGGCCCACCCGGCGCGCGGGCCCGCCUCCUGAGCCCAGGGGUGGGCGGCGGCGCGCCCGUAAUUGGGCGUCAGCCGGGGUCGGACCCCUCCCUCUGCUGCAGUGCACCGGCUUCCGACGACUGUCGAGAGGUCUGGCGAGGCCGAUCGGCCGUUUUUGUUUGCCGCGCACCUUUCUCCGGCGCUGCCAUCGAAACAUAGAAAAAGGGCGUGAAGAAGCGAUGGGCGUGUUUUCCACCACCACACCACCAUAAGUUGGAGGCUUCCGACGACUGUCGGGAGGUCGGGCGAGCCGAUCGGCCGCUUUUUUUUUUUGCGCGCCAGUCUUCCGCGCUGCCAUAGAGAAAAAUAGACAAAGGGCG
This is a messenger RNA of Prorocentrum cordatum, 953 nucleotides long. The record is from the annotation of a GenBank genome assembly. Lineage: Eukaryota; Dinophyceae; Prorocentrales; Prorocentraceae.